GAUACAACAAGAAUAUAUCAAUCAAACCCUUUACUUAUCAUAUCAAAAACUAACAACUUUUUAUUUAUAUGAAGCCUAUUUUGAUAAAGAGAAAGACAAGAAAGACUAUAUCAUUGUUUGA
Molecule: messenger RNA, 121 nt
Organism: Racocetra persica
Lineage: Eukaryota; Fungi; Glomeromycota; Glomeromycetes; Diversisporales; Gigasporaceae
Source: the annotation of a GenBank genome assembly